Molecule: messenger RNA, 1367 nt
Organism: Cryptotermes secundus
Lineage: Eukaryota; Metazoa; Arthropoda; Insecta; Blattodea; Kalotermitidae
Product: farnesol dehydrogenase-like
Exons: 7
Coding region: 13-888 (291 amino acids)
Molecular function (GO): oxidoreductase activity
Source: RefSeq, a predicted model, not a curated record
UCACUUAUUCUCAUGAAAACUCGAGUGAUCUCACGUAGCGACAAAGUAGCACCACAGCAAAGGGCCAGACCGCUCUCCCUGUCUGAGAGGUUCAGAAGAGCGUUUCAUCGAAGAAGUGAAGUUACCUCAACAAUGGAGCGUUGGUCAGGGCGUGUUGCGGUGGUAACAGGAGCCAGUGCUGGGAUAGGAGCAGCCAUUGCUGAAGAACUCGUGAAGAAAGGACUCAAAGUGGUCGGACUGGCACGCAGAGUGGAGAGAGUUGAGGACCUGGCAAAUUCCAUCAAAUCGGCAACCGGGAAGUUAUACCCACUGAAGUGUGACGUCAGCAAAGAGUCGGAGGUUACGGAAGCCUUUAAGUGGAUCAAGACUACACUGGGAGGAGUAGACAUCCUCAUCAACAGCGCCGGAGUCGGAUCCCAGAGCAGUCUUACAGAUGGACCGGUGGAGAAAUGGAGAAAGAUUUUCGAUCUCAACGUGCUGGCUCUCAGCGUGUGCACCAAAGAAGCGCUCCAGUCCAUGAAGGAGAAAGGAGUGGACGAUGGGCAUAUCAUACAUAUCAACAGCAUUGUUGGGCACGGACAAAUUUCUCAUCCCGGUCUACACAUGUACUCUGCCUCCAAACACGCGGUCACAGCGCUGACAGAGGGACUCCGACGGGAACUGGUCCAGCAAAAGUCUAAAAUCCGUGUUACUAGUGUAAGCCCCGGUGCUGUGAGAACUGAAUUCCCAGAAGCUUCGGACUUUACGGGGGAUAUACUGGAGUUCUUGAAAGAGAUCCCUUUUCUCCAACCCAAGGACAUUGCAGAUGCUGUGAUCUACAUACUGGGAACACCCCCACAUGUACAGGUGCACGAACUUACCAUAAAACCCGUUGGUUCACCCUCCUGAGAAAAGACAAAGUGAAGAUAUUUCCGACAAAGAGUAAUGAAAACCAGAAUUCGACCAGUGUUCUCUCUGUUCAAUCAUCAGUUCUUCCACAAUAAGUGACGUUUCAGCGUGACCAUAACAAUAAAACUAUUUUGCAUAAGUAAUGUUAUAAGAAAUUAACAUCUUCUGAAAAAAAAGGCCGUAGUUUUAAGAUAAUCUUAUGGUUUAUUAAAUUGUGAAACAAGGGCUCGGACAUAAAAUAAUAUACUGCACAUCCAUCCAAAUGGCUCUGUAAGGGAACUACAGCAUGUACUAGUAGUACAGCAUGAGGAGAUAUACAUAAUGUGAGACAUUUGUGACGAAAUGGUGUUCAAUGAUUUAUAAAGUUUGAGCUGAUUUUAUUGGAGACGAAACUAUUGCUAAUCUAAUUUCUUUGCAAUCUAUUAUUGUAACCGUCUUGUAAAGGUGUAGAUUAAAAUAAAAAAGGAAUUCACAUAAUA